ACCGCCCGCCGAGGGCAGCUGCGGCUCUUGCGGGGGCGGAGACCUCCGCCCGCCGGUCCUCUCGGGGACUUGGCCGCGCCCGCCGAUACCCACCCUCCGCGGCUGCGGCACGGUCAAGCGGUGCGCGGCCGGAGGUAGCGGUGUGCUCCCGGGCGGCCUACAGUUACCGGUUACGCUACUCGGGACACUGCGAGUGGGCAAGUGCCUUGUUGCUGCCUUGUGAAAGCGGUACAAAAUGGCGUACAGCGUGACUCUGAAUGGACCUGGACCGUGGGGUUUCCGACUGCAAGGGGGCAAGGACUUCAACAUGCCCUUGACCAUCUCCAGAAUCACCCCUGGCAGCAAGGCAGCACAGUCACAGAUGAACCAAGGGGACCUUGUGGUAGCCAUUGAUGGAGUCAACACUGACAGCAUGACCCACUUAGAGGCCCAGAACAAGAUCAAGUCAGCCAGCCACAACCUGAGCCUCACUCUUCAGAAAUCUAAACGUCCAGUGCCUGUUUCAACCACAGCGCCCAGAAUUGACUCUCCCAGGGCUGUAAUUCCCCACCAGAAGGAACCUGCUUGGGAAAUCAAUGGCAACAGAGCAACCUUCAGUCCUCUAACUAACACGGCGACUGGGCCUAUGGGUAGUAUUUUAGCAACCAAUGGAUCAUUUUCAGGCUACCUCAACCAGCAAGAGAUCAGCUUUUCAAAUAGCUCUUCCUACUUAAAGACUACCGCAGUUAGAUCUUCUGUGUCCUCUCAGUCUGUGACUCCUGAUAUUUCACCUGCAAAGAGCAAUCUAGGUUCAAAACUAAGCCCCGUAUUGACCGAUGGCAAUAGUCCUGUACAGCAGCUGAGCCCUGCGAGGCAGUAUAACAACCCUAUUGGCCUGUACUCAGCAGAGACUCUCAGGGAAAUGGCUGAGAUGCAUAAAUUAAGUCUCAACCGAAGGGCUUCGGAAGGUGGACUUCCUAGAGGUAGCCUGCCUCUUAAAGACCCUCACGUAGACAGUGCCUCGCCCGUGUAUCAGGCUGUGCUUAAAACUCAGAACAAGCCUGAAGAUGAAAGUGAAGACUGGAGUCGCCGUUCUGCCAAUCUGCAGUCUAGGUCUUUCCGUAUCCUUGCCCAGAUGACUGGAACGGAGUACAUGCAAGAUCCAGAUGAAGAAGCCCUGAGGCGGUCAAGAGACAAGGAAAAUGUUGCUGCAGCAUCAGAAAACAGGCCUACAGCUACUACGCACGCGCCACAGUAUGUGACCUCCAGUAUUUGGCAUCCUCCUAAAUCAUGCGCCACGGGUGCCAGCACUGACAGUGCUAAGCCAGUGGCCUCCAAGGGCUCUGUGAGGCUCGGAGCGGGUACAAGUCAGAGGGAGGCCAGUUUCAGCACUACUGGCCAGAAAGUCCCUCUUACUUCAUCCAGUAAUCAAAGUACCCCUGUUGAGCAUGCUCCGGUGUCUACCAGUUCUGCCUCUGCUCCUGCGCCACAUGCUUCAGCACAUCAGCCUGCUACUGCUGCUCAAAGUACAGCCAGUCUGAUGAUACCACCAGCCACCACCUCGGUAGUGCAAGAGUCUUUCUCCUCCUCCUUCCAAAGAGUGCUUGCAGCCCCCAGCUCUCUUUCCCAGCCUAAGCCUUUCCAUGGGUCCAAGAACAUGUCGUUAGCAGCUUCCACUAUUUCAUCUGCUCUCUCAUCUCAGUCUAGUUUCAACCGGCAUUCUUCCACCUCCAUCAACUACCAGUCAAAUAAGAGAAACACAAGCCAGUCAUAUACACCAACACCAGUUUCUGGAAGCUACAGUGAAAGUCCUACUGCUUCUGCUACUUCAAAAACGAGAGUCGUUACUACGGCCAGCAUAAAGCCCUCUGUCUACCAGCCAGCACCAGCACCCGUUCAUUCCUACACUCCUCCCAGCACUGAGCCUGCAAGUCGUCCUCCCUGGGUAACAGAUGACUCCUUUUCCCAGAAAUUUGCACCCGGAAAAACCACCACCACUGUCACAAAGCAUAUCCUACCAAGAGGUGCUCCAGUACGAUCUCCUGGCUCAACUUCUGCUUACCCAUCUCCAGUUUCAGCUUCUUCCCAGGCUCCUCCAAUAGCCCGGGGAACAUUUCAAAAGGCUGAGCGUUUUCCAGCCAGCAGCCGAACUCCUCUCUGUGGACACUGUAACAGCAUCAUUCGGGGUCCUUUCCUGGUAGCCAUGGGUCGCUCUUGGCACCCAGAAGAAUUCAAUUGUGCUUACUGCAAGACAUCCUUGGCUGACGUGUGCUUUGUGGAGGAGCAGAACAGUGUGUACUGUGAGCGCUGUUAUGAACAGUUCUUUGCACCAACCUGUGCCAGAUGCCACACUAAGAUCAUGGGGGAAGUGAUGCAUGCCCUAAGACAAACUUGGCACACAACCUGCUUUGUCUGUGCUGCUUGUAAGAUGCCGUUCGGGAAUAGCCUCUUUCACAUGGAGGAUGGGGAACCUUACUGUGAGAAAGAUUAUAUUGCUUUGUUCAGCACAAAAUGCCAUGGCUGUGAUUUUCCUGUUGAAGCUGGAGAUAAGUUCAUUGAAGCUCUUGGACACACUUGGCAUGAUACCUGCUUCAUUUGUGCUGUAUGCCAUGUGAAUUUGGAAGGUCAGCCAUUCUACUCCAAGAAGGAUAAGCCACUGUGCAAGAAGCAUGCCCAUGCCAUCAAUAUUUAAAAGAAGACUUGGUAUCAGUAACGCUGGGGAAAAACAGAUGACUAACUGGGCAAUUAUAAAGUUGAUAACCAUGGCUAGCGUUUCUCUUGGUAAAAGCUAGGAAGUUGAUAUUUCUGAAGUUUAACCUCUUUUGUAAAAGCAGAACAUGCUUUUGUAAGGUUCAUACAAAAACCUACUGAAUGAACAGUCAAAACAAAUGAUCUAGUCUAUUAUUAGAGAAACAGUUGGGGGAAAUAUUGAAAUAAUUAAAAACUGUAAUAUGAAAAGUAACGCUCAAAUACAGUUUCAAAUGAACUACCCACAGCAGUUUUACUGCUUAGACCACACAGUAGUGUCUAAGAACAACUGGAAAAGUCCUUUUGUAAUAAGUAAUUUUCUUUCAUAACAAUAAUUAUUAAGUGCCACAUGUACAAUAAUCUGUAGAACCAAAGGCCAUAGUUUUCAAAGGGAAAUAAAGAGAUUAGGGUUUCCUCUAUGAGAAGUCAGUGCUAUUCCAUUAUGUUGUGGUGCUACCUCAUAGCAUCAAAUAUUUUAGAUUCUUUACAAAUUAGAAGUCUGUCUUGAAUACAUAUGUAGCUGGGAAGCCUAGGAGACAAUCCAUAACUUACUUGGAAAAUGAAGUAGAAACAGAAUAAUGCUUUCCAUAACCCAGUAGGCCCAAGAGAAGCAUGUUGGAUCAACCUUGCUAGUGCACUUGGCUUAUACAUGCACACUAGAUUAGUUCACCUUCAACUCAUAAUGGAAAAGGCCAACUGAUUUUCUCCAGAUUGUUCUUACAUUGGAUGGAAUAGAGCUGGCUGGAAAGGCCAGGUUUUAAUUUGAAAACAGUUUUCCUUUCCUCUUGUGGAAAAAGACACUCAAAGUUGCUUUGGUUUCUAUGAUAAUUCCAACUGAUAUCAUUGGGAGGUAGGAAUCUUCAUCUGAACCUUCACAUUGGUGAACACACAAGACACACAUCCACCUAGCCCAGCUAGGAAGUGGGAGAUAGCUUUUAAAAGUUCCCUACUCCUUCCCACAUAGUUAGGAAAAGGGCAUAAUUUUUCCUAUAGCAAAUUAACAUUGAUUAAAAAUUUGUAAGGCAGAAUAACACCACCGGCACAUACUCUUUAUAAAUUUUGUUAGUUUAAAUGCAACACAUCCUAAAUUGCAGUAGUAUUUGCCACUAUAGAACAGUAGAUAGGCUCUGACAAUUAGGAUAACCAUACAGUCAUCUUUUCUAAUAUUUUAAGAACAACCUUCACAUUGUUCGAACAGUUAUUUAUAAAACUUAGUCUGAUCACUAUUCCAAUUUUAUUAAUUUAAGUGAAAAUUAUGAUGUGUGUGUUGACAGCUUGCAAUACUGACAGUUUUGAAUUAGAAUUUCUAAGGCUGAGGAUGCAUUCUGUGAGCCACCUUCUGGUGCCAUCUGUACCUUCUGUUUUACCUUGUGUUUUGAGUAACAACAAACUACAUAGCACUGUCUGCCUUUCCCCCUCACUAUGGGUAAUGCCCGUUUUAAGAAAAUUAGUUUGUCUUUUCAGGGAUGAGAAACUAUCUAAAGUUUGAGGGGGGAAUAAAAGAAAUUUGAAGUUCUAAUAUGAGAAUUAAGUUAGCUGCAGACAGUCCUCAUCUUGGACAAAAAUAACAACCUGAACUGCCCAUGGCAGUUUAAACGUAUGACCUGCAUUUGUUCAAUAAGUAUCUAAGUUCUCACAGGUCUUAGCAGUGAUCGAUCUGAGUGGUACACGGUCAGAUUUUUUUAUGCAUGAAUUAUUCUAAAACACUAGUACGUUAUAUGUAAAGCCUCUUUUUUUUCUAUAGCAAACAAAUUUUCUGGUUUUAGUCAGUGUUGGACUGAUGUGAAUAUGGUUCCAUUGAUCAUAAAAUCCAAAGGCCUGGCUCAUAAUAUUCUUUAGAGGAAUAAAUUGUAAUCAUGGAAGUUAAAUAUUUUUUCACUUAUCUUACCUCAUUAAAUACCUUUUCAUAACAGUGAGAUAAUUUUAGAUUUCCUUUCAAUUUUUGAAUGUCAUUCAACAAGAUGGUAUUUAUUAUUCUCUGUUAUUUAGGAGAAUUCAUAUCAGCAUAUUAUACACUAAGACUGCAUUGAAGAUAUUCUUACGGCAGAUUUCUGUGUGACCUACUGACUGGGUCUCAUACUGUCAACAUCAAAACAGGGAGUCAGACUCCUUGGGAGGACACAACAUGCUAGGGCUUAUGAUGUCUCAGAAGAAUUUCAUGAGGUCUUUCACCUCUAAUAUGCAUGUGUGUAUAUGUCUCACUCGCCACCUUCCCCCUCAAUGUCCCUCCAAGCUCCCUCUUCACUGGCAGUGUGAAGGACAAAGCAUUUUAGGAGAUGGCCAGAGAUGGAGGGCUGCAGCUUUGGCAGGGAUACAGUCUGUGGGGAGAUGGUGGUAGGCGGCAUGGCUAGGGCUGUCUCCAUGUUCAGAGGGGAGCCCGGAUCACCAGCUGAAGUGGCCCAGCUCAGUCUGCAAGUUACAGGGGCGGACAGGGAUAUGGGAGACUGGGGUCUCAGUGUGGGCAGGGGAAGGGAGGCUUGGGUCAGAGAAGGGAGAGCACCUGCAGCAGCAUCUCUGGUUGAGUGUGAGAAGAUGAGGCAUUGAGGACACAGGAGGCCAUUAGUGAAGCUGGGGUUGGAGGGGGAAUAACUAGGUAAGACUAGUUUCACCAAACUGACAUGUGAGUUGGGGUGGGGUGGAGGGGGGGAAGGGGGAAAUAGCCAGCAUGACUCACUACAGUCAGGGAAAGGACUUGAAGGAAGAAAUCAGGGUACACGUAGCUUUCAAUAGUCCGGAGAGCUAGUAUGAAUAUGUAUAGAAGGGAUGAGCAAGGGGGAUAUAGGAUCCAAUCUAGUAAGUAUGUGGUCAGAACUGCAGAAAGGUGAAUGCAAAAGCUGAGCCCCUUGCGGAGUGACAACAGUGAAAAUGCAGCAGCACAGGCUUCAGUGAGAGCCAUACUAGCUUGAGAGAUUCCUGAAAACUUCCUUGAGCAGAUAAGAUGCACUGUAACACAUGCCCUGAUUUCAGCUGGUGUCUGAGCAAGUGAGAUUAAAGCUAGUUUACAUAUCACUAUAUGAAGUACAGUGAUAUCUCUGAAUGAAAAACAGAGAUACCCUGAGGAUUAUAAUGUAAUAAAUUUCCUGUUUUGACUUGUGCUGCUUCAUAAUGUGGUCCAAAAAUAGGGAAUCCACUUACCCACCCUUGAUAUCUAUAUUAAGAUAUAAUUUUUGCACAUAUCCGAACCAGAAAUUUGUGAAUAAUAAUGUAGUAUUUUAACUUUCACAAGGGUAGAAUAUCAUAUAACUACUGAUACUCUUCUGCCAGAUGUCAUCUUUGUGAUACGGAGGGGGGAAAGAUGCAACUAUCACUGAACAUAAAUGCUGCACAAAAAUAUGCAAGAUGAAUAAUGUGUAUUUCUUUAUGUUUUAUGUCUUGUAAUAGAUGCCUGGGACAAGUCCUAAGUUCCUCUAAAUAUUUCUUUUCAUUCUAAUUAAUGUGGAGUUUUAAAUUAUAAAACAAAGAUACUGUACCUCUGAAUGAUCAAAUGAGAAGUCCAGUCUUUUAUCUAAUUAAAAAGUGUUCAGUAACUUUUCAGUCAAAGGCUUCGAAAAUGAUCUUAAUACUUUUUUCUCUUUUUCUGUUCUUUUUGCAGAGGAGGGUAAAUAACAUUUUUCCAAAGAUGACUUUUAUUAUCUGGAAAACAAAAUAAAACAAAAACACUCUUAUGACUUCUUUUUUUAGAAAUUUUUACUAUAUUGGAUUUACACAUUACACAUUUCUAAAAUCAAUUAAAAACAGGGAAAAAUGUUUUCCUUGGUCCUUCAGUGGUCAGUACUUUGGAUGAAAUGUUUUGUUAAAGAUUAUUUGUAUUUAUGUUUAAUAAUGUGAAAGUCCACAGCACUGAACACACUCAUUAGUGUCUAAUGCUGGGCACACUAAUGUUUGUUUGCAAUACUUGUCUACUGGUAGCAGAUAUUAAUUUUUUUAGUAUUUAUAAACAUGAGAUUUUGAAACUGAGUGAUUUCUUGCCUGCAGUGAUCAUCUUAGAAGUCCAGGGUUUAUAAUAUAUUGAUAUGUUGACUUGAUGCCACAAGUGCCCUUGCUUUUAGAUAUAUAUUUUUUCCUAAGUUCCUAGUUAUUUCAGAAACAGAAUGUAGUGUGGUUUAUGAGGUGUGAGUAACUACCUUGCAUGGAUUAUCUGUGCCAACAUGAAUAAAACAGUCUAGUAAUAAAAGCAAUGUGCAAAUACAGUUAAACUUUACGAUUUGGGUGUAUUUAUUAAUAUGCCAUGUGAACAGCUGACAGCUUUCAGACAUGUAAUCCUGAUAAGAAAGAAUACACAAGCUUGUACUCUCUACUAAAGUCCUGAAAAUAAAAAUUAAAAGCAUUGGUUUCAA
Messenger RNA from Columba livia (rock pigeon), 7064 nucleotides. It is a transcript of the gene LDB3, whose product is annotated as LIM domain binding 3. Gene Ontology annotation, cellular component: Z disc; stress fiber; filamentous actin. The coding region runs from base 236 to 2671 and encodes 811 amino acids. Lineage: Eukaryota; Metazoa; Chordata; Aves; Columbiformes; Columbidae. The record is from RefSeq and is a predicted model, not a curated record. Gene Ontology annotation, molecular function: actin binding; muscle alpha-actinin binding. The transcript has 18 exons. Gene Ontology annotation, biological process: heart development; actin cytoskeleton organization; muscle structure development.